GCUGGGAGGCGGCGGUGAGCGGCUCCCACGCCCCCGGCCCGGUCCCGGCCCCCCACCUCCCCGGGACGAAGCGCCGAGCAGUCCCGGCUCCGGGCUGCGGACUAUGGGCGAGCAGCGCUGACCAUCCGGGAAAGAGCUGAGAAUGAAGCGGAGAGCAUCAGACAGAGGAGCUGGGGAAACGUCAGCAAGGGCCAAGGCUCUAGGGAGCGGCAUUUCUGGAAAUAACGCAAAGAGAGCCGGACCUUUCAUCCUCGGUCCCCGUCUGGGCAACUCACCAGUACCAAGUAUUGUGCAGUGUUUGGCAAGAAAAGAUGGCACGGACGACUUCUACCAGCUGAAGAUCCUUACCCUUGAGGAGAGGGGUGAGCAAGGCAUAGAGAGCCAGGAGGAGAGGCAGGGCAAGAUGCUGCUGCACACCGAGUUCUCUCUGCUCUCCCUGCUGCACACACAGGACGGCGUGGUCCACCACCACGGGCUCUUCCAGGACCGCACCUGUGAAGUCGUUGAGGACACAGAGUCUGGCCGUAUGGUUAAGAAGAUGAAGAAACGCAUCUGCCUGGUCCUGGACUGCCUCUGUGCACAUGACUUUAGCGACAAGACUGCUGACCUGAUCAACCUCCAGCACUACGUCAUCAAGGAGAAGAGGCUCAGUGAGCGGGAGACCGUGGUCAUCUUCUAUGAUGUGGUCCGUGUGGUGGAAGCCCUGCACCAGAAAAACAUCGUGCACAGAGACCUGAAGCUUGGGAAUAUGGUGCUCAAUAAAAGGACCCAUCGGAUAACUAUCACCAACUUCUGCCUUGGGAAGCACCUUGUGAGUGAAGGGGACCUGCUGAAGGACCAGCGGGGGAGCCCUGCCUACAUCAGUCCUGAUGUGCUCAGUGGCCGGCCAUAUCGGGGCAAGCCAAGUGACAUGUGGGCUCUGGGCGUGGUGCUCUUCACCAUGCUGUACGGCCAGUUCCCCUUCUACGACAGCAUCCCACAGGAGCUCUUCCGCAAGAUCAAGGCUGCCGAGUACACCAUACCCGAGGAUGGACGGGUCUCUGAGAACACCGUGUGUCUCAUCCGGAAAUUGCUAGUUCUAGAUCCCCAGCAGCGCCUGGCCGCCACAGAUGUCUUGGAGGCCCUAAGUGCCAUCAUUGCAUCGUGGCAGUCCCUGUCCUCUCUGAGCGGGCCUUUGCAAGUGGUUCCUGACAUCGACGACCAGAUGAGCAAUGUUGACAGCUCCCAGGAGGCAAAGGUGACAGAGGAAUGUUCGCAGUAUGAGUUUGAGAACUACAUGCGGCAGCAGCUCCUGCUGGCUGAGGAGAAGAGCUCCAUCCACGAGGCCCGGAGCUGGGUACCCAAGCGGCAGUUCGGCAGUGUGCCGCCGGUGCGACGGCUGGGCCACGAUGCGCAGCCCAUGACCUCCUUGGACACAGCCAUCCUGGCACAGCGCUACCUGCGGAAAUAGCACCCCCAGCCAGGGCACCAGCACCACCUCUCCUCAGCCCCACCCACGGCUCAGCCAUCGGGGCUGAGCCCCAUAGUGUUGGACUCUCCCAGGCUGCAUCAGGUACAGGACAGGGGACAAAGACAGCCCAGGUCACAGGUGGGGUCAGCAGAGGUACCACAAAGCUACCUUAUGGGAUGAUUGCUUGAUUGGUUGGUUUUUAAAUCUGAGAAGCCUAGAUAUCUAAUCUGCUUUUAAUCAUGACAUUUUAAUCUACCUCUGUCUCUUUAACCAUGCUGUCUCUGGACUGAGUGCCGAGAGGAGAAGGGAGCCCGCCUGCCUGGCCCUGGCACUGCUCCCCGCAGUCCAAAUAAGCUGAACAUGCAGCUCGCUGCUGGCCCCUAGCCAUGCCACCCCAUCCCAACCCUGCCCUCAGUCCAAGCUUUUGAACACCUUCACCUCAUCUUCUGCCCAAUUGAAAGAUAUUUAUUUUUUUACUGAAACCCACUUCUCUUCCAUCGGUAGGCUCAGCCCACAGUCACUCCCUGCCCCCAGCCUGGCUGGACAGCAGGGCCCACACCUGCACGUGGGCUCCCUCCUCACAUCCCAGGCACCCAGGGGCACUUUCAUCACCCCCUUCCACCCUGUUUCCGGUGAUGGGAGGCCUUUCCAGGCUUGGCUUUUCCCUGUCUCAGUAGCUUCUCUGAGGUGCUGCACCUGCUGCUCCGUCCUUCACGUGGUACCCAGGUGACAUGGAUGUGCAGUGUGCAGGAGCUGUGACCAGCUCUGAAGGAGUGCUAUGGACCCGCUGGGGUCGGGCCGCUUGCCUGCUCUCUUGCUCCCCCCUGUGCUCAGAGACUCCCCUGCUCUGCCUCAUAGUCGACGUGUAUUUUCCCCAGCAGACCCUGGACUGGCGCCUACAUAGGGGUGGAUAUUUGGGGAUGUUUGUAGGGAUGGGGUGCUACCUGCCUGGCUUGAGAACAGCCCUGCUGCCCUUUUUGAGCCGAGAUUUUGAAGUAGAUGCCCGUCUUGCCAGAAAUGCUGUUCUCACCAGAAUGCCCUCCACACUGGACUUGGUCCACCCAGUACCAAGCAAAGACUGUCCCUGGUAGCCUGCGCCCCAUGCACCCUUGGAGAGGCCAGAUGUCCUCUGCAGGCAGCCGUAGGCCCUUCCUUGCCUCCUCUUGCCUCCCCAGCGGGGAGGUGACCAUGUUUCCCAGAGGGUGAGCUGCUCCUCACCCCCCAAAAAACAAAGCUGACUCACUGUGAGUGACCUUGGGCAAGUUCCCAAACCUCCUUGUGCCUCAGUUUCCCCAUCUGGAAAAAAUGGGGCCACCUCUUGCCAGCAGUAGCAGGGCCGCCCAUGCCCCUUCCUCCCCAUGUCCCCUGUCCAGCACUGGGGCUCCUCGUGCCUGUCUCAGUGGGUCUGUGGGAGCCCACCUGAGCCCAGCACACACUCCCUGGGCGCCUGCUCUGCCUCCAGUUCAGCUGUCCAGCUGCUAAGAGCCAGGGUAUGGUGCUGGGGCAGAGCUCUUUUCUAUAUUUAUUUGAUAAGGAAAAGUCUCCUAAGGGAGCAGGAAGGCAGGGGCCCUGGGAUUCUCGACCCAUGGCUGCUCUCUGCUGAGGCUGAGGCCUGUCCAGACCCUCGGGCCUGCUUCCCACGUGUGGUCUUUCUCCUCCUUUUCAAAGCAAUACCCUCAGGUCUGCAAAGCCUCAUCAGACUGCCUGGUUCCUUCCACGGUCAACUCUGGGUCUGAUGGCAUUUCUGGCACAGCAGAUGCGAGGAGAUUGGGUCUGCCCUUACUCGUGUCACACACUGAGAGAAGUCCUAUUGUAAAGAAAAAAAAAGGAAAAAGUCACAAAAAAGUUUGUAUAAAGACGUAUUUUUGUACUACAUGGGGACUCUUCCUGCAUGUCAGCAAUAAAACCUCCUGAUCUGGA
Messenger RNA from Jaculus jaculus (lesser Egyptian jerboa), 3370 nucleotides. It is a transcript of the gene Stk40, whose product is annotated as serine/threonine kinase 40. Gene Ontology annotation, molecular function: ATP binding; protein kinase activity. Gene Ontology annotation, biological process: protein phosphorylation. Lineage: Eukaryota; Metazoa; Chordata; Mammalia; Rodentia; Dipodidae. The transcript is spliced from 11 exons. The record is from RefSeq and is a predicted model, not a curated record. Bases 143 to 1450 code for a protein of 435 amino acids.